Messenger RNA from Cryptomeria japonica (Japanese cedar), 1027 nucleotides. RefSeq names its product expansin-like B1. The record is from RefSeq and is a predicted model, not a curated record. Gene Ontology annotation, cellular component: extracellular region. The transcript is spliced from 5 exons. NCBI's taxonomy places the organism in Eukaryota, Viridiplantae, Streptophyta, Pinopsida, Cupressales, Cupressaceae. The coding region runs from base 39 to 794 and encodes 251 amino acids.
AUAAAGGCAAAUUUAAUUUCUUAUCCCUGUGUGUACGAAUGGCUUAUCCUAGUUCAGGCAGAUUAUUUGCCCUACUAAUCGUGCUCGAAGCAUUGUUCAGCACUGGUCACUCCACUUCUCAGUUCAUAAGCUCACGGGCAGUUUAUUAUGGAACUCCGGAUGGUUUAGGAACUUCCAGCGGCGCUUGUGGAUAUGGUAGCUCUGGGAGAGACGUCAUGGCUGGAAAUGCUGCUGCAGCAAGUCAGUUAUUAUACAGAAAUGGGGCUGGAUGUGGUGCUUGCUAUAAGGUGAGAUGCAAAAAUCAGGCCCUCUGCACAGCCAAUGGAGUAACAGUAGUGGUAACAGAUCAUGGAAAAGGCGAUCGAACUGAUUUCAUUAUGAGUCCUCAUGCUUUCACAACUAUGGCCUGGCCAGGGAAAGAUAAGCAGCUUAAGGCUUUGGGUGUUGUUGACAUUGACUACAAACGAGUACCUUGCAACUAUCCAGGCCACAACAUCGUGUUCAGGAUUAACCAGAGCAGCAAUUACCCCUAUUAUCUAUCUUUGGUUUUGUUGUACCAAGGAGGCCAAAGAGAUGUAGAGGCUGUUGAAAUUUCACAGGAGAGAACGUCUGAUUGGAAAGCGAUGCGGAGGAGUUAUGGAGGUGUGUGGGACAUAGUAAUGUCAUCUCCCUAUAGCAAUCUCGUUAUUCGAUUCCAACUGUCAGGGGGAGAAUGGAUUUAUGCUCGGAAUCCCAUACCCUCUCAUUGGAAAGCUGGCGCUCUAUAUGAUGCUGGCGUUCAGCUCAAAUACUGAUCAUUAUAAUGACUACACGACUUGGUGGCAUUUUAUUUAAAUAAAUCCAAGCUCAGAGAUCCAACGUAUUUCUCUCUUCUUCCACAUGCCUCCAAAAUAAAGCCAUCUUACCGACCCGAAGUAAAUAAUGUAUUAAGAAUUGUAUGCCUGUUGCGCACAGUAUAAAUAACAUAAAAUAUGACAGUAUGGUACCUGCUUUCGUUUUGGCGUCUUUGAUCGCCGUUCUCUUUAAA